This is a messenger RNA of Corticium candelabrum, 1774 nucleotides long. RefSeq lists its product as uncharacterized. NCBI's taxonomy places the organism in Eukaryota, Metazoa, Porifera, Homoscleromorpha, Homosclerophorida, Plakinidae. The record is from RefSeq and is a predicted model, not a curated record. The transcript has a single exon. The coding region runs from base 56 to 1774 and encodes 572 amino acids.
GUAGGGACAGUUGGCAAAGCUGGUCAGGUUUAAUUGUGUGUUACCCAGUCUGCUGAUGGAUCAGAUGUACCACAGUGGGGUCAUUACAGUCAGUCAGUAUCUUGAAUACAACAGUUGUGAAGAGAGCAGAAGUGAAUCAAAAAAAGCAAUUGAUUUUAUACAUAGAUGUGACAAACGGUGUCUUGAAUCUCUUUGUAAGAUCAUUCGAACAAGUGAGAGUCACCGCCUUGCAGAUGAGAUAUUAAGCUUGUCCUCUACGAGCGAGGAAGCAUCGGUGUCGUCUUUUCAGGAAUCACUUAGCAGUCCACGAGAGUUCAGUUUACCUUUCUCUGGUUUCUACCAACACUCUGUUCAAAUUUACAUUGAUGAACAGUGUCAAAGUGUUGUUAGAGUGUACCGUAAAAACUUGUUGGAUUUGUUUGAAGUAAAGUUUGGUAUUCAAAAAGAGCAGUGGAAAGUGGAUAGAAAUAUGAGCUCUUUAAUACAGAGCGGUCAAGGCGUGCACGGAAGCGAAACUACAAUAGUUUUGGUUUGUCAGAGUUACAAAAGAAUCGCAAUUGAAAUGGAACACUCUUCCUAUGACAACACGUCUGCGCAAGUCAAAGCAAAAGCUUUAAAAAUGGUGUUGAGUACAACGCUAGAUACGUCUUCUGACUCUGUGAAGAUAUGCGAUGCUUUCGAGGGGUCCACAACGUGGAUAUCUAUUUCAUUACCUCUUGAAUUUGUUUUUAAGUUGAUGACCAGUGUCCUUGAUGUCUUUCAGUCAAAGGCAUUAGACAGAAACCUGUCGCUCUUUCUUCCAAAAUCAACAUCUGCCCGCAUGCACGUUGGAGGGCUGCCAUCCUUGUCACUGCGUCCUAUCCGUCAUCUAGGUGGUGACUGGUCUAAUACCGGGGCAGCCAUCGCCAUACCCGGAUGUGUGAGGCACAUGCUUGUGUGCAGAUCAUCAGGUGCAUGUCUCGUCAAUAUUGAAUCUAAUGAAGUGGAGGAAGCGGUGGGAGACAAUUUGGAUGUUCUAAGGGAUUGUACGGCUCUGGUCAGUGUUGGAGACAAGAUGUACGCAUUUGCAAGUAGAUUAUACGAAGUGACGUACAAACCUCUCUAUUCCUCAUUUCAAUGCAUACAACUAGGAGACGAAGAUUGGAGUGGGACAAUCGCCGCUUGUCGAUAUGAAAACGCUAUUCUUGCUGUUCGGACAAGAAAACUGAUAUUUGGUUUACUACCCCGCAAAAAUUUUUAUUACGUUGAUGUCAAUACGAGAGCAGCCCAGGUUCUAUCAGCAUUCAACCAACCUUGGCGUCGAGCCAGAGCUCUUGUCAAUAUAGUAGACAACAGAGGUAAAGAACACAUAAUUGCUAUAUGUGGUUCCUUGUGGAAGAUAGACAUCAAGGUGCAAAGCGGGGUCGUCACGGACAUCUCUAGUACGGAAACCAGAUUUCCCAUUGCAUCAGCUAUGCAACAAACGGUAUUAAACCCAUCACUUGUGGAUUCUUUUCUAUCUGUGGUUGAAGCUGGCAUCAACCUGUUUAACUCUUUUCCUGGUCCUGCAUGGCAAUGUACACGAUCAGCAGCUGUUCACAAAAAUAUGCUUUAUGUUGCGACUGGCAAGGAUCAUUUACCAGGAAACGCAGUCGGUCUUUUCCGAGUCGAUCCGUUUUCUGGGAAAUAUUCGACGGUCUAUAGACGCUGGCACACUAUUCGGACGGUUGUGGAUGUGAACAGAUAUCUAGUGGUAUUUACCACUAAUAAACUCUAUGUAGUAGAUGUAGACUAA